This is a messenger RNA of Melanotaenia boesemani (Boeseman's rainbowfish), 3572 nucleotides long. It is a transcript of the gene macc1, whose product is annotated as MET transcriptional regulator MACC1. The transcript is spliced from 5 exons. Gene Ontology annotation, cellular component: cytoplasm. Lineage: Eukaryota; Metazoa; Chordata; Actinopteri; Atheriniformes; Melanotaeniidae. The record is from RefSeq and is a predicted model, not a curated record. Bases 135 to 2672 code for a protein of 845 amino acids.
AGAGGCAGGAGCUGUAAGGUGAGGAGGUGAGCUUCGUCGAAACGCCCUAGAAAACAGAGUAAAUCAUUGUUGUCUGGCUUCUUUCCCUGCCAACGCGCCGAAGCACAUAAGCAUCUCAUGUUGACGAUGAAAACAUGGCAGCUGAAGGAGCUAGGUCCUUCUGUCGUGUUGGGAGUCUCAUCCGGAGUAAAUCUGAGGGCACACUGAUUGAUCUGAGUGACAGUCCAUCAACUAGUGCCAAACUAAAUGGUGGCUUUAUACCCGGAAGGCAGCAUUUAGAAGUUCAACACUCACUUCAAAUAAAAAACCCCUUUUGGAACAAAUUGUCCGACUCAAACCCUUUCCUAGAUGACAUUGUACACAGCAACUCUGAGAAACGUAUUUCCAACACAUCACAUGUAAAACAAUGCAAUAAAACGCAUCCAGAAACAAGUAAUGAUGAUGCCAGCAGCACAUCUUCAGAUGAAGGAAAUGUAGGCAAUUUUUUGGAACGAAAACACAAAGUCACCAACCAAUCAGGGAGGUGGAGGAGUGCUUCAGACAUCCUUGUUGAUUUGGAGAGAAAGGUGCCAAAAUGUGAGAACAGUUUCAAACCACCUGGACCAGUGUUGAACCCAGAUUUUGAAUGGCUGAAGAAUGACAGGGAGGCCUAUAAGAUGGCCUGGCUUAGCCACAGGCAGUUAACUCGCUCAUGCCUGGACUUAAAUGUGAUGAGCCAAAGCCCUGGAUGGGCUCAGACUCAGGCCUCUAACUUCCAAGUUAUCUGCAAGAUUGGCCACUGUGGAGGUUCAGUACAGUUACCAGAAUCCAAAAUUAGCAUCCAUGUUCCACAAGGACAUGUUCCUCCUGGAGACGUACAGGAAGUUACACUGAAAGCAAUGCUGGACCCUCCUCCUGGACUUAACAACAACUACAUAACAACCAUGAGUCCACUUCUCGAGGUGCUCCUGAGCAACAUCAACACCAGCGAGUUCAUAUCUUUGGAGAUGAAACUGUCAGGAGAAGUGAAGAAUGACCCCUUGAGUCAGGUGAUGACCACUGUGUUGGGACUAGUGUCCAACAAAAGAGAGGGUCCAUAUGUCAAAACAAACAACUGUUAUAUUUACAAGAACAUGAUGCAGAUGAAGCUCCAGGAGUUGAAGACACAUUUUUAUGUGAUUGCGGUUGCAGAGGCCUCUGCCCUGCAGUCUCCUGCUACAUCAGUCUGGGAUUACCUUGACCGCCAAAUAACUGUUGCAGUCUAUGGCCCCAGGUACAUCCAUCCAUCAUUCAAGGUCGUAAUAGUCAUCUGCUGUCACGAGGACGUUCCACCUAAGCUUCCGUUUUCAGAUGUCUGCAGAGGCAAUAAAAACCUACCCCCACUUGUUUUGCAACUUUGGGGAAAAUAUUCCUUUAAACCAGACAAGCUGAAUGACUUUAACAUUGAGGUUGACAUCACAGAUUCAAUGUUUAACACCAAACCUGAGGACAAAGUAAAGCAGGUUAGGCAAAGCCAGCUCAAGAUAGGCACCAUUUUGCAUCUGCCUGCUGCAUUAUCUUGUUCGAGCAAUACAGACAUGACUCCUUUUAAACUGGAUGUACAUGUGAAGGAAUCAAACCUGAAUUCAACCAUAGCACAUUUCCAGGUGCCUUCCCCUGAUGCAGCACCCAUCAGAUCAGAGAAAAGGGUGUCGAGACAGUCAGAAAGAAGGACUGAGAUGGCAAGAGCCUUGACUAUUCCUGAGGAAAGUCAUCCAGAUUCACCCGAAUUCAAAGACAGAUCCAUUAACCUGCAGUGGUAUGGAGUUGCCCUGAAGUCCGUUCUCCGCCAGCCAUGUGUGGAAUACCUGCUGGAGUACUUCAAAGGUGACACAGUGGCUCUCCUUUCCAGGGAGACUGUCAAGUCAGUCGGUAACUUGAAGGUAAAAGAGUGGUACAUUGGAUUCCUCAGAGGAAGGAUUGGCUUGGUGCACUGCAAAAACAUCAAACUCAUAACAAAGGAGCAGGUGAUUGAUUUCACUGGCAUUAAAAUGACCACAGAGGUCCUCUUGGACAACAUGACGCUGCCCUUCAAGAAGCUUACUUACAUGUACUCUGCUAUCCAGACGCUUGUGACGAAACACAUUACCAGCUGGAUAAGUUUUGCAGAUGCUUUAGGUUACAGAAAUCAGUUGAUGAACACAGUCCAGUGGCGGUAUGCUGACACUGAUGCAGAUAAGGUGGCCUGCAUUCUGGAAAAGUUAAAGGAGGACUGCCACAAUGAGAAGUGUAGAAAGAAGUUCCUGCAUGAACUAAUGGUGGGGCUGCUGAAGAUGGACUCUGUGAAUCUUGUGGCACAGCUCAUUCAGAAUACCAUCAUUCUGUCCACUGCUGUGGAGCUGGGAAUUCGAUGGCGGGAGCUUGCUGAGAAGAUAGGCAAACUGUCUAGUGCUCAGAUAGCUGGUUAUGAGGCACCACAUCGGGGGAAGAACGGUGAAGUCAAUUCCCAGUCCAUGUGGAAGCCUGCCUAUGACUUCCUGUACUCCUGGAGUCUGCGUUACGGAGAAGGCUACAGAGACAUGAUCCAGGAUCUGCAUUUGGUUCUGGAUAAAAUGAAAAACCCUGCCACCAGACAGUGGAGGCACCUGACAGGUGUGCUCAUCACAGUGAACUGCCUCGAUAUCUUUCGAGACUCUGCUUUCCCAAAACCCUAAACUUAUUGCUCUUCAGUGAGGAAAACAUCCUGCAUAUGUUACUAAAUUUUUCUGUUGUCUGACAGCUUUGCUCAAGAUGCAUUUUCAUUGACAUUCAGUCUGGCACAAUCACUGAAUGCUUUCAUAAUUAGUGAACUGUGAAGAAAAACUAAUGAAAAGUAAAUAUUUUAUCUGUGCCAGUGUCAUGCAGCCUUAAAUUUAAUCUAUAUUUUAGAUAGAUUUUUUUCAAUGGCAUGUUUAUGGGGUCAGUAAGUCCCAGCUGCUCUUUCUAUCAUUCAUACCGUGUUACAGUCUGUUUCUGCCGCUCUUUAUUAAACAAAGGUCAUGUUUCUAAGCAUGUUCUAUGCUGUUCUUUAUAUGACAUAAUACAUAAAAUUCGUGACUGUAUUUUGGUUGUUUAGUUUUUGUCGUGUUGGUUUUUUUUAUCUGGGUCAACAGCAUCUUUAUGGCUCUUAUUAAUGUUAGAUUUUAUAAAAUCUUGUUUUCGGUAACAUACUGUGAAUAAUUAAAUGAACAGUUACAAAACAGAUAAAUAUGAACAGUGUUGCUGUGGUAGGAACAGCUCAUCAAUCUUUGUUAUUUGUUGGGGUGUAUGUGUUGAAAGUGAUACUGUUCUACCAAAGUCUAAGUUACAUCAAACAUGUAAACAAAAGAAGUUACCAUGUCACAGAAAGUUGUUUGUUUUUGCUUUUGUACUGUAAUAUGAAGAUUGAGAUGAUUUGAUUAGGUAUACAAUGCAGUGACUGCAUAUUCAUGAUGUUAUAUUUUUGUAAAAUUAAAUUUCAGUGCCAUGUACACCACACGGUAUCUUCAUUCAUAGAAAUGAAUGUACUGAAGGUACAUCUUUGAUAUUGAAUUGUAAAUGUUUUUCUUGAGAUAUAAAUAAAGUAUCACAUAUCA